Molecule: messenger RNA, 850 nt
Organism: Argiope bruennichi
Lineage: Eukaryota; Metazoa; Arthropoda; Arachnida; Araneae; Araneidae
Product: histone H4-like
Exons: 2
Coding region: 196-672 (158 amino acids)
Biological process (GO): nucleosome assembly
Molecular function (GO): protein heterodimerization activity; DNA binding; structural constituent of chromatin
Source: RefSeq, a predicted model, not a curated record
ACCCUGCCAACCAAUCACGUUUCAUUAUUUGAAGCCAGUACCUUAGUAUUGUGUCUAGGCGACUAGCGUCCGUUAACAGUGAAGCACAGAGAAAGAGAUAUCUUCUGUGCAGUGAAGUUGUGAAAGUCAUUGUACUUUUUAUCUUAGUCUACGUGAAGCUUCAGCGUGAUUUUUUUUCCCCGCUCUCUUUAAGUCAUGUCUGAUCGUGGUAAAGGAAGAAAAGCAAGUGGAAAAGGCAAUGUGAAAAGGGAUCGUAAAGUCUUAUGUAAGCGUGGUGAAAGAAGCAAAGAUUUGAGAAAACAAGAUGCCAAAAACCAUCGUAAAUCUCAUUGUGGCAAAGGAUAUAAAGAGCCUGGAAAAGAAACUGCCAAAGGUUGUCCUAAUUGUCAUAAAGUUCAUCGUGGUACGAAGAAUAAUAUUAUUAGCAAAGCUUCACUCAGAUGCAUAUCCAGACGUGUUGGAAUUAAAAAAGUCUCUAUUCAAGUUCUAGAAGAAAGUCAAUCUUUAGUCAUGGCUUUCAUUAGAAAUAGUAUCGAAGAUGCUGCGAUUUUUACUGAGCUUGCUAACAGGAAAACUAUCACUGCUAUGGAUGUCGUUAAUGGAUUAAAGUGGCGGAAGAAUUUGAAUCGGAGGCGAGUUGUAGUUUGGCAUAGCAGGGUGCAUUCGCAGUAAAUGUUUUUCUUUUGAUUUUGCUGGAAGGAUUCCCACCUAGAACAAGCAUAAAGGUUUAUAAGAAGAAGGAACCUUCAUUCACCUCAAAUAAUCUGUCUGUCAUUCUAUUAUUAUUUGUUUAAAAUAACUAGAUAUGGUUAUAAUUCAUUGAAUGUAAAAAAAUAAAAUGUUGAUAGAA